GAUUACUUGUAAUUUGAUUAGAUGAAUGAACUUUUGCUUUAUUUAUAAAUCGCCCAUCGUAUAAUUUAAAGCUAAUGUAAAACUAACGAAAAGCACUAUAUCGUGAUACAAGCAUAGAUUAUAGAGCAGUAUGGCAACAUUGUAAUUGCACAUAUCCGACAUCUGUUUGCGGCUCGUCCUAUACUAUAAAUCCAUAUAUUUAUAUUUGAAAUCCUAACCUUAGAAUCGGCAAAACGUGUGUAAUACAUUAUCAUAAACACAAAUAUAUUCGUGCGAACAAUCGUACAUACAACGUCAGCUAAAAUAAAUAUGCUCUAGUAACAAAGGCAACAAUCAAGACUUUUUGCGAUAUGAACACUACUGAUUUUUAUUUCGUUAACAAUGUCGAAAUACCGCUGCAACACGUUUACUAAAUCUCGCGGUAACAACAAUUUACGUGUCUGGUUGUGUUAAUAUUUCUGAAACACGUGAACACAAUGUUAAAGAGAAUGGUGUUGAUGAAUAGAUGCACUCUAUGUGCAAUUCCAAUGCAAAUACCGCUGGUAUUUGUGAAAAAUCAUCGAACAGUAAUGUCAAGUUACGAAGGUUUUCAGUUUAAGAGGCCUUUUCAGCCAAAUAAGAUAUUGAAGAAAAAUAAUAGUAAGGAGCCAAGGAAUCGAGUUAAUGUAAGGGUCAAAGACUCUCAUGUUUCAGCUGUGAGACUUCUUUUAGAGAGAUUCGAGGUGGAUAUGAAUGAGCUGAAUACUCAUAAAAGUAUCUUUGUAGAAACGACUUAUACAAUUGAGAGAAGGAUAAUGCUCUUGCAAGAGUUGGGAGUACCCAAGAUAACAAUUAGUUGCAUCGUAAAUUUUAUCAAAGGAAUGUAUUUACCGGUAGAUAGGUUUAAAGCCAAUUUUGCAAUUGAUCCUGAUUUUAACAUAGCUCAAAACUUAUUAUCAUAUACUGAAAAUCCAAAUAUCAGUAGUCAAGCCAUUGAUCACUUGAACGAAAGUAUGACAAUGAAACAGUACUACGCCAUCUGCUUUGCAUACUAUCUUAAAACUGAACUGGAUCUAGAUGAAGUUCAAGUAAAACGUAUAUCAUACAAAAAGUAUACUCCAGUAUUGUAUAAUAGUUUCAGAUUAGUCAAAAAAACAUUGAAAAUUGUCAGAGAUAUGCCAUUUCCUGUAUCCUUGAUGAUAAAAAACAAAUAUAUAUUCAGCCUUCAUCCUGAAAAUGCCUUAAGUGUCAUUGAUAUGAUUAAAAGCUUUAAUCUUCCUAACAAAACUUUGUUACGAUAUCCAAAACUUUUUUAUUAUGAUUUAGAUGAUCUCAGAACUUUGUUGUAUUAUUUCAAGCAGUACAAUAUAACGCCACAAAUGAUUCAAAGUUGCUAUCAAAUUUUUCACCUUAGCUCUGCUGAAUUCAAGAGGAGAGUGGAACAUAUUUUAUCAAACCCAUUCACACUAGUUUAUCAGACACAUCCAAGAUUUUUGGUGUUGGUGCGAGAUUAUCAUAUAAUUCUUCCAAGAAUUCGUUAUCUUCAAGAAAAAAAUCUCAAAUUUGCCACUAUUUAUACCCUGACCACUUUUCAUAACUACUUAGAAAUAUUGAUUUCCAAGAAAAAGAUGAACUUGCUAAACAUAAGAAGUUUUCUUCAAUCACAAUUUGGUUUAAAGGGAGAAGAAUUAAUAGAGCCAAUAAGGAGGCAUGCAUGCUAUGCUUAUGCUCCUUUGGUCCAGAACUAUGAAACAUUAGUUUAUUUAAAAGAAGUUUAUCCCAAAGAGGCCAUCAUAAAGCAUAUUUAUGCGAUUCUGUAUAAUAAACUGGAUCUCCAAGCUGCACGCGAAGUUAUAAUGAAUGACCCAGAGUACAGUCAAUGGGCACCAGACAAACUAUUGGCACUAUGUGUAUAUAAAAUUGAAGAGAAGUGCCAUUUCUCGGGCGAGGCUGUUUUGGAGCCUGAAAAAUAUGCGGAAAGUGUAAAGGAGGAAUCAAGCCAAGAUAUAAGUAAAGAGAUGAACAGGAUAUAGGAUUAGAUUUUUCUAAAUAUUUCGAAUUGACUUUGUCAUGUUAAUAAAUUUAUAUUGUUACAUAAAUUCGCUGUUUAAACUUGUAUCAUUGGUAUCUUCUACAUAGAGUAAGUUCCAUGCUGAUUUAAAAUCAUGUUGAAGCAAGUGUGAUUUUGGCAAGUUUUUAUUAAAAUUUUCACACAUCAGGAAUUAAGAGACAACAAACAUGAGUGAAUAGUAACCUAAUGCGCAGUGUAUACAAUAAUAAUUUUAUCAAAGACAUGAAUAAUUGUAUCGUUGACGAAGAUAAAAUUGAAACAAAAAAAAAAUAUAAUAAAAAGGCGCUAUUCGCAAAU
Molecule: messenger RNA, 2347 nt
Organism: Nasonia vitripennis (jewel wasp)
Lineage: Eukaryota; Metazoa; Arthropoda; Insecta; Hymenoptera; Pteromalidae
Gene: mTerf5
Exons: 6
Coding region: 477-2012 (511 amino acids)
Source: RefSeq, a predicted model, not a curated record